AUGGCGGUCAACGGGGAGUCCCAGUGUGACGUCGGCGCUGCCGGCGGAGGUUCUCCUUCGGGUCCGUCUCUGGUUGAACGUGGCGGCGUCGGGGGUUUCCAGCUGACGCCCGUCGCGCGGAAGGCGGAUCCCUCGGACCUGGUGGCGCUGGCUGAGGAAGUGCAGAAGGCGGAUGAUUUCGUCCGAGCGAACGCCUGCAACAGAUUGACUGUCAUAGCGGAACAAAUCCGCUACCUGCAGGAACAGGCCCGGAAGGUUUUACAGGAGGCGACCAGAGACACAGACUUGCAUCACGUUGCCUGCAACUUUGUGAAGAGGCCCGGAAAUGUCUACUACUUGUACCGACGGGCAAGCGGUCAGAGAUAUUUCUCCAUCAUAUCGCCUAAGGAAUGGGGCCCCAGCUGCCCCAGCGAGUUCCUUGGGGCCUACAAACUGCAGCCCGACUUGUCCUGGACCCCUUCGGACGACAUCAAGAAGCGGGAGGCUGAGCUGAACGUCCUGGAGAAGCUGCUGAGCCAGCAGGCCCCUCUCCCGCCGUGCAGCGAGCCGAACUUCCAGGGCCUGACCGCGUGAAGU
Molecule: messenger RNA, 576 nt
Organism: Euleptes europaea (tarantolino)
Lineage: Eukaryota; Metazoa; Chordata; Lepidosauria; Squamata; Sphaerodactylidae
Gene: C19H1orf50
Product: chromosome 19 C1orf50 homolog
Exons: 4
Coding region: 1-573 (190 amino acids)
Source: RefSeq, a predicted model, not a curated record